UUGUCCCUACCCCGGGCACUGGGUUGCUGAUCCAGCUAUGGAGAAAGCCGCAGAUCUGCAGGACACAGACUCGUUAACUCUGAAGUUUAAGUUUAACCCAAAGCUGGGCAUUGAUAAUCCUGUCCUCUCCCUGGCCGAAGACCACGACCCCUAUGAUCCCUGGAGCCUGGAGCGGCCUCGCUUCUGUUUACUGAGCAAAGAGGAGGGCAAGAGUUUUGGCUUCCACCUGCAGCAGGAGCUGGGCAGGGCUGGGCAUGUGGUGUGCAGGGUGGACCCAGGCACCUCUGCCCAGCGCCAGGGUCUUCGGGAAGGAGACAGGAUCCUGGCGGUGAACAAUGAUGUUGUGGAACACGAAGACUAUGCGGUGGUGGUACGCCGCAUCCGGGCCAGCAGCCCUCGGGUGUUGCUGACAGUAUUGGCACGGCAUGCACAUGACGUGGCCCGAGCUCAGCUGGGAGAAGAUGCCCACCUCUGUCCCACCCUAGGCCCAGGGGUCCGGCCCCGGCUGUGCCACAUAGUGAAAGAUGAGGGUGGUUUUGGCUUCAGUGUCACCCAUGGCAAUCAGGGUCCUUUCUGGUUGGUGCUAAGUACUGGAGGAGCAGCUGAGCGGGCAGGGGUGCCCCCCGGGGCCCGGCUGCUGGAAGUGAAUGGGGUCAGUGUGGAGAAGUUCACUCACAACCAACUCACCAGGAAGCUUUGGCAGAGUGGACAGCAGGUGACCUUGCUGGUGGCAGGGCCGGAGGUGGAAGAACAGUGUCGCCAGCUGGGAUUGCCCCUGGCUGCACCCCUGGCAGAGGGCUGGGCACUGCCCACCAAGCCCCGCUGCCUGCACCUGGAGAAAGGGCCCCAGGGUUUUGGGUUCCUGCUCCGGGAGGAAAAGGGCCUUGACGGUCGUCCUGGACAGUUCCUGUGGGAGGUGGACCCGGGACUGCCAGCCAAGAAGGCUGGGAUGCAGGCUGGGGACCGGCUGGUGGCUGUGGCUGGGGAGAGCGUGGAGGGGCUGGGCCAUGAGGAGACAGUGUCCAGGAUCCAGGCGCAGGGCUCCUGUGUCUCCCUCACUGUCGUCGACCCUGAGGCGGACCGCUUCUUCAGCAUGGUUCGCCUAUCCCCACUCCUCUUCUUGGAGAACACAGAGGCUCCCGCCUCGCCCCAGGGCAGCAGCUCAGCCUCACUGGUUGAGACAGAGGACCCUUCACUUGAAGACACAAGCGUGCCUUCUGUCCCUCUUGGCUCCCGACAGUGCUUCCUGUACCCUGGGCCUGGUGGCAGCUAUGGCUUCCGACUCAGUUGUGUGGCCAGUGGGCCUCGUCUCUUCAUCUCCCAGGUGACUCCAGGAGGCUCAGCUGCCCGGGCUGGGCUGCAAGUGGGAGAUGUGAUUCUGGAAGUGAACGGGUAUCUUGUUGGGGGACAGAAUGACCUGGAGAGGCUUCAGCAGCUGCCUGAGGCUGAGCCACCCCUCUGCCUGAAGCUGGCAGCCAGGUCUCUGCGGGGCUUGGAAGCCUGGAUUCCCCCUGGGGCUGCAGAGGACUGGGCUCUGGCCUCGGAUCUGCUGUAGAGCACCCCUGCUUGGUACAGACAUACUCAGGGGCUACCGCGUCUUCACUCUCCAGCCUGAGGUGGUGAAGGCAGGAUGCUCUCUCUAAGCCAGACCAGAGGGACUCAGACACCACCCAUCACAGGCUGGCCCAGGUGCUCCCUUCCUUCCUGCAGGCCCACCUGCCAGCAGAGGGUGUGGUUGGAGGCCUCAGACAGGUCCCUGAAGGAGUCUGAGGCUCCAGAGGAUGUCAUAUGGGAGUUUUGGAGAGCUGUGUCCCAAGGAUGAAGGUGUGGCUGUGGGUCUGGCUAGGAUUGAAGCCAUCUGGACCUUUUCUAGAUAUGACUCCAGGACCCUUGAGUGUAAUGCAAAAAUCUGGAGACCAGCUAUGCCUGCCCUCUGUGGGUGCCUUAGCAUUGCGGGAGGGCGGUGCUUGGUCACCGCUGCAUUUGUUAUAGAAAUGGCCGUUCCCCAUAAAUCUGACUGCCUGUGUUUGUGUUGGUGGGGGUAAGGGGCAGUGAUGUGAAGGGACCAAAAGGGCCUCAGGCUCAAGGGGUGGGAUGCAGCUCCUGCAGGAGAGAGGUUGAGACCUGGUCAAAUUUCUUUCCUAUCAAUCACUGACUCUCAGGGAUAAUGGGUCAACCCAGAACUGAGAUGUCUGUAUGACAGCCACUCCUAAAAACAAACAACAACAACAAAAACAAAAAAAGAAGAAAACUAAAUAAAAAUAAAAAUAAAAAUAAGA
This is a messenger RNA of Gorilla gorilla gorilla (western lowland gorilla), 2279 nucleotides long. It is a transcript of the gene NHERF4, whose product is annotated as NHERF family PDZ scaffold protein 4. Lineage: Eukaryota; Metazoa; Chordata; Mammalia; Primates; Hominidae. The coding region runs from base 38 to 1555 and encodes 505 amino acids. Gene Ontology annotation, cellular component: apical plasma membrane. The record is from RefSeq and is a predicted model, not a curated record. Gene Ontology annotation, biological process: protein localization to plasma membrane. The transcript has 11 exons. Gene Ontology annotation, molecular function: signaling receptor binding; protein-membrane adaptor activity.